This is a messenger RNA of Ziziphus jujuba (common jujube), 1108 nucleotides long. RefSeq names its product peroxygenase. The record is from RefSeq and is a predicted model, not a curated record. Bases 51 to 770 code for a protein of 239 amino acids. The transcript is spliced from 6 exons. NCBI's taxonomy places the organism in Eukaryota, Viridiplantae, Streptophyta, Magnoliopsida, Rosales, Rhamnaceae. Gene Ontology annotation, molecular function: calcium ion binding; monooxygenase activity.
GUUUGGAAGCAAAGAAAAUUCAAGAAGAAAGAAAAAAAAAGAUCAGAGAAAUGGCCGCAGUUUUUGAGAAUGAAGCAUUAUCAACAGAAGCUCACUAUGCACCAGUUACUCAUGAAAGAAAGGUCAGGAAAGACUUGGAAACCACACUUCCCAAACCCUAUAUGCCAAGAGCAUUGGCUGCUCCUGAUACAAGCCAUCCAACAGGAACACCAGGCCAUAACCAUUAUAAUAUGAGUGUUCUUCAGCAACAUGCUGCAUUUUUUGACACUGAUGGCAAUGGAAUCAUUUAUCCUUGGGAAACUUAUACUGGUUGUCGUGCUAUUGGUUUCAAUCCAAUUUUCUCAGUAGUCAUCGCCAUUGUUAUCAAUGCAGCACUGAGCUAUCCUACUCUGCCUGGGUGGUUUCCUUCUCCUUUCCUUCCUAUUUACAUUCAAAAUAUUCACAAAGCCAAGCAUGGUAGCGACUCUGGAACAUAUGACACAGAAGGACGGUUUUCACCAGUUAAUCUUGAGAACAUGUUUAGCAAAUAUGCCCAUACAGUACCAGACAAGUUGACGAUUGGAGAGCUGUGGGACAUGACAGAGGGAAACCGUGUUGCAUUUGACUUUUUUGGCUGGAUUGCAAGUAAGCUGGAAUGGGGAAUCUUGUAUGUUCUUGCUAGGGACGAGGAAGGUUUUCUGUCUAAAGAAGCUGUGAGGCGUGUUUUCGAUGGAAGUUUGUUCGAGUAUUGUGCCAAGAUGCAUUCUAGUGAUGCAUCUAAAAUGAUCUAAAGCAAUAAAGUCUAAAACUGAACCCAAAGAUGUUGUAUGUCUCAAGCAUACAUUAUAUACAUGUUAUAUAUGUAUGUGUAUGUAUGUAUGCUUGUGUUAUACAUGUAGCAGAAAGACAAAUAACAAGAGGGUUGGUCUUUUCUUCAGAGGUAAAAGCUGGGCAUCCCAGCAGGUUGGAAUGGGAGCCAUCAAGUUAGCUGAUGUGCAUAGAGUGGUUGAGUAUGAGCUUGCUUUUAAGUUGUAAUUAUGUUUAACCUUGUAUGCAUAUAAGCCUUUCCACAGCCAGUUUGCCUGGUGAAUGUUGUGUAAAUCUUUCAAAACUAGUAGUUUUUUGUUUA